This is a messenger RNA of Entelurus aequoreus (snake pipefish), 9630 nucleotides long. RefSeq names its product neuralized E3 ubiquitin protein ligase 1Aa (gene neurl1aa). Gene Ontology annotation, biological process: nervous system development; negative regulation of Notch signaling pathway. Gene Ontology annotation, cellular component: plasma membrane; postsynaptic density. The record is from RefSeq and is a predicted model, not a curated record. Lineage: Eukaryota; Metazoa; Chordata; Actinopteri; Syngnathiformes; Syngnathidae. Bases 204 to 1913 code for a protein of 569 amino acids. The transcript has 6 exons. Gene Ontology annotation, molecular function: ubiquitin protein ligase activity.
UGAAGGGGAGGGGAGCAGCCGUCGUCAUGGCCGCGUAGCUACGCUUUCAAGCGGUGUUUGGGUCGCCCGGGGCGCGCGUCACUGCUGCGAGUGGUCGGGGAGGAGAGGCGGCGCUCAGCUUACCUUCGGAUGGAAUCAUGUCACCGGCGAGAGCAUCUCUGUGAUACACGGCGGCGAUAAAAGCGUCUCCAGGGAAGACAGAAAUGGGUGGGCAGAUAACGCGAAAUGCAUUAUACGACUCCCUUGGUGGCCCUUUUCCAUCCACAUCCCACCGCUGUCACCAUAAACCCAAGAGAUGCCUGCCUAUCCAGUGUGGCAGUGUCGGUGGUCCCCUUCCUGUCAGCCCACUUCUCUUCCAUCCCAAUGCGAAGGGUUCCCAAAUUGUCAUGGACCUUACCCAGAAGACAGUCAAGAGGCAGGGUAGUUUCUGCAAUGCCAUCACCUUCAGCAACAGGCCUAUAGCCCUGUAUGAGCAAGUCCGCCUCAAGAUUACUAAAAAACAGUGUUGCUGGAGUGGGGCUCUGCGUCUGGGGUUUACCUCUAAAGAUCCCUGCAGGAUAAACCCAGACAACCUGCCAAAGUACGCCUGCCCAGAUCUGGUGUCCCAAAGUGGCUUCUGGGCUAAGGCUCUCCCUGAAGAGUUUGCUAACAAGGGCAACGUCAUCACCUUUUGGGUUGACAAGAAGGGCCGUGUUUUCUAUCGCAUAAACGAGUCCAGCCCCAUGCUGUUCUUCAGCGGAGUCCGAACAGCUGAUCCCCUCUGGGCUCUAAUUGAUGUUUACGGUCUGACCCGGGAAGUGCAGCUGUUAGACAGUGAGAUUGUCCCUCCCGACUGCCUACGCCCACGCUCUUUUACAACAGUGCGCUCCUCCUCCCUGCGGCGCGAGACGGACGACUCCCGUCUCUCCGUCAGCCUCUGCGAUCUCAACCUCCAGCUGGACAACGGCGGGCCCUCCCACCGCCACACGCUUCACCUGGCGUCCACCUCCUCCACCUGUCCCAUCCCCCAGAACUCCCUCAACUCGCAGCAGUCCUCUCUUUUGCCGGCCGCCCUGGAGAGCGAUCUGCAUUUCCAUCAGCUGCGCGGCGCCCACAUUAAGACGUUAGACAAGCAGACCGUGGCCAGGUCGGAGCAUUCGCGCGAGGAGCGCACGCUGGUCUUCACCAACCGGCCCCUGCAAACCGGAGAGUGCGUGUUUAUCAAAGUCACCAAGUCCAGUCCGGCCCGCUCGGGCUCCUUGUCCUACGGUGUGACGUCCUGCGACCCGGCAGUGCUGCGCCCCAGUGACCUGCCGUAUAAUCCGGAGGCGCUGGUGGACAGGAAGGAGUUUUGGGCCGUGUGUCGAGUGCCCACGCCUCUCCAAAGCAGUGACAUCCUGGGCUUCCUGGUCAACCAAGAAGGGGAGGUCAUCCUCAGCCACAACGGCACCAGUGUCGGCAUGCAAGUGUGUGUGGACAACUCGCGCCCGCUCUGGAUGUUCUUCGGUCUACAUGGUGCCGUGACUCAGCUGAGAAUUCUGGGCUCCACUCAUGUUGGAGAUCCGCGGGCUGUGUCCAAUCCCAGUUCGCCCUCCUCCUCGCCACAGACGCCGAGCGCCCUGGGCAGCUGCAGCUCGGAUCCCGUCCUCAAUGGAGGCCUGUGCUCCGCGGCCUACUACAGCUCAGCAGGGGGAACCAUCCCAAACUCUCCGGUCAGCCUCCCCAAGUCGCCCACGUUCCCGUCGGGCCGCGGGCCCUGGUCCGACGAGUGCUCCAUCUGUUACGAGAACACGGUGGACACGGUCAUCUACGCCUGCGGACACAUGUGUCUCUGUUACACCUGCGGCCUGAAGCUGAAGAAAAUGUCCAACGCCUGCUGUCCCAUCUGCAGACGGCAGAUCAAAGACAUCAUCAAGACCUAUCGGAGUACAUAAAAGUGGACGGAGACGACGUGGGGUCCAGAGAACUUCUGAUACUUUCAUUCGUGGUACCGUACAGUGUCACUGAGAUUUGUCUCAUCGAGGGACGGCACCUGAAGACACAGCUUUGUGUUUUAUUUUGUCGAGCGGGUGUUGUUGACUUUUUGACAGAAUGUCUCAGUAAUUCUUUCAGGACGUGGGGAAGCGCUCAAGUCACCCGCAGAGUGUGAAUCGUCUCGCUUUCUGGAGAAGACGAGUGCGACUGACGUCGGAGUGGUAGAGCGAUGGAACCUUGUUAUCGUCGUGGUCGUAGUCAGUGGCGUUUGUAGAGACAGUGCUGACCGUGAGUAGGUGUGUAACGCUGCUUGUGCUCGUGUGUGCUGAUACACCUUUUUAUGGUAGAGUACUACAUCAAAUGUACGGUGGAUAUGUUGUCGUGCUAGCUAGCUGCUCGCUCCGCAAUGUGGUAAAUGUUGCGCAUUUACAUCCGACAAUGAAAACAAUCAGCGGUUCACACAAACAGGGAGUAGAUUUCUCAGGGCCAAUAAUGUAUUUUUUUUCUCCCCUUUUUAAGAUAUAGAAACUAUUUUCCCAAACUACAGUCGUAUUCAUGUCUGAUGCACUGUGAGCAAUCCUGACUACUUCACAGCGCUUCGUAAAAAAAAUAGCUCCCGUGCGGUUGUGUGAGGUCGGGAGCGUUGCCAUGGUUUCAGUUAUGACACAUCCUCCUGCCUUAAAAAACACAUUUGUCACAAACAGCCCGGUCGGUUAUAUUUCUAUACGGCAAAUUACCAAAAAAAAUUAAAAAUACUACUGCGUGGCACAAACUGCCACAUUUUUUCACUCAGAUGGAGGGGGGGGGGUGGGGGGAGCACACAAAAAGGAUAAAUGUAUUUUUGUAAAACCGCAUUUUCCCAUUCAGGUUUUUCACCAGCAGAAAAGAUGCUUUAUAGAAAUAUUUGACUCAUACCUAUCUUGUGCUUUCGUGCUAAUUCCUCAUUCCGUCCUAUCUCAUCACUUGUACACUAUAUUGCCAAAACUAAUUGGCCACCCAUUCAGAUGAUCAGAAUCAGGUGUCCUAAUCACUUGGCCCGGCCACAAAAUCCAGCACUUAGGCAUGGAGACUGUUUCUACAAACAUUUGUGAAAGAACGGGCCGCUCUCAGGAGCUCAGUCAUAGGAUGCCCCCUGUCCAGUCGUGAAAUGUCCUCGCUCCUAAAUAUUCCAAAGUCAACUGUCGGCUUUAUUAAAAGAAAAUGGAAGAGUUCGGGAACAACAGCAACCCAGCCGCCAAGUGGUAGGCCACGUAAACUGACAGAGAGGGGUCAGCGGAUGCUCAAGCGCAUAGUGCAAAGACGUUCAGUUGCUACAGAGCUCCAAACUUCAUGUGACCUUCCAAUUAGCCCACGUACAGUACGCAGAGAGCUUCAUGGAAUGGGUUUCCAUGGCUGUGCAGCAGCAUCUAAGCCAUACAUCACAGAGUCCAAUGCAAAGCGUCGGAUGCAGUGGUGUAAAGCGUGUGUCGCCACUGGACUCUAGAGCAGUGGUUCUUAACCUUGUUGGAGGUACCGAACCCCACCAGUUUCAUAUGCACAUUCACCGAACCCUUCUUUAGUGAAAAAUAAAAUGUUGUUUUCUAAUUCAAGACAAAGUUAUAUGUUUUUGGUAACACUUUAGUAUGGGGAACAUAUUCUAAGUAACAAAGACUUAAUUUUGAGUUAUUUGGUUAGGGUUAGAGGGUUAGGGCCAGGGUUAGGGUUAUAAUAAGGCCAUGCAGAAUAAGGCAUUAAUAAGUACUUAAUAAUGACUAGUUAAGAGCCAAUAUGUUACUAAUAUGCAUGUUAAUAAGCAACUAAUCAAUGGUGAAUAUGUUCCCCAUACUGAAGUGUUACCAUGUUUUUUUACUGGUGCACAAAAUGAACCGUGCAUGAACAUCACCUUGUUCAAACAACAAAACCAACACAGUGCAUAAACUCACAACAAAUUACACACCUGCAAAUCAGUGUGACUUCUGCUGUAGCCGUAUCGGUAAUACGCCGAUAGGGAGAAGUUUUUAUUUACACGAUGAGUCGGGUGUGUCUUGACCUCCGCCCAACCCCUGAGCCCGACUCACCGAACCCCUAGGGUUCGAUCGAACCCAGGUUAAGAACCACUGCUCUAGAGCAAUGGAGACGCCUUCUCUGGACUGAUGAAUCACACUUUUCCAUCUGGCAAUCUGAAGGACCAGUCUGGGUUUGGAGGUCGCCAGGAGAACGCUACAUUUCGGACUGCAUUGUGCCGAGUGUGAAAUUUGGUGGAGGAGGAAUUAUGGUGUGGGGUUGUUUUUCAGGAGUUUGGCUUGGCCCCUUAGUUCCAGUGAAAGGAACUUUGAGUGCUCCAGGAUACCGAAACAUUUUGGACAAUUCCAUGCUGGAACAGUUUUGAGCGGGCCCCUUCCUCUUCCAACAUGACUGGGCACCAGUGCACAAAGCAAGGUCCAUAAAGACAUGGAUGACCGAGUCUGGUGUGGAUGAACUUGACUGGCCUGACCUGAACCCGAUAGAACACCUUUGGGAUGAAUUAGAACGGAGACUAAGAGCCAGGUAUUCUCCACCAACAUCAGUGUGUGACCUCACCAAUGCUCCUUUUGGAAGAACGGUCGAAAAUUCCUAUAAACACACUCCGCAACCUUGUGGACAGCCUUCCCAGAAGAGUUGAAGCUGUAAUAGCUGCAAAAGGUGGACCGACGACAUAUUGAACCCUAUGGGUUAGGAAUGGGAUGGCACUUCAAGGUCAUAUGGGAGUCAAGGCAGGUGGCCAAAUACUUGUGGCAAUAUAGUGUAUAUAAACAAUCCAAACCUAGAGCUUGAAUUAGGAAGCAACUCUUAAAAAGACAUGUCAACACCCGUUUUGUAUGCCAUGGACUUCUUUAUUCCGUAGAUGAUUAACAAAACGGGACUCCGAGCUUUGCUGCUAUUGUGUUUUCCUGCCCAUGCUGACACACACCAGUCCCUGGUUCUAAUGACGCCACUGCUAAGUGUUCAGUCACACUUCAUCGCUAAUUAAUGUAUUAUUUUUAUUGACGAGCUUCAUCUGAAAAAAAUAAUGUACAUGUUUUUUUCUACAAUCGUUGGCACUGCUUUCCUUGUUCAUGACUGUAUUCUAGAUUUCAAAUGGUGCAAAGUAGGAUUUCAAUGACCUUGCAGCGGUCUAGGUGUAGGAUGUGAACUGUUAGGUGUGUACAAUCAACGGUGGUUUUAGGUGUGGCUCAGGGCGCCAUUCACUAGAGGCCGCCCCGAUUCUGGGUCUCGCAUAGGGCACCGUUAAAGCUAGGACUGCCACUGAUUACAAUCCCCAAAUUUUGUUGGUUUUUUUUCUCUUUCUGUGUCUCAAUACUUCCCUUUGUAGACUUUUGAGUGCAUUAGAAGUACGACUAAAUCGUUGUUUGCAUUUUCGAGCGUUGGAAAGUCAACAGUAGAAACGUGUAAAUAUUAGGGGUGAUCAAUACGGCACAUUUUGGUAUCGACUCGGUACUAAGCACACAGGACCAAUAUUACAGAUACCAGUACUGAUAGCUCGGCAGUGUCCCAAGGGUAAUUGAUCUGAUUUACUCAUUGUCCAAAAUACAGCAGCGAUUAUGUAGAAUUCAAGCACCGCCUGAUAUUCAAGAUUUAUUUGAUAGUACGAUGCGAUGCUUUGUUGAAGUCAUGACGGCUGGCGGGCUGUAGUUUGGACACCCUUGGCCUAGACCAGGGGUAGGGAACCUGUGGCUCUUUUGAUGACUGCAUCUGGCUUUCAGAUAAAUCUUAGCUGACAUUGCUUAACACGAUAAGUAAUUAAUAAUUCCGCUGGUAAUCAGUGUUAAAAAUAACGUUCAAAUUAUAACCAUUCUCAUACAUUUAAAUCCAUCCAUCCGUUUUCUAUCGCACCUGUUUAAGAAGUCGAAUUAAUGGUAAGAAGUAUUUUAUUUAUUAUUGGUUAGCUUCAGAAUAACAAUGUUAUUAAAAAGAAUAAGAGACUUAUUAUAUUCUAAAAAUGUUGGUCUUACUUAAAAAUGCACGCAAUUAGUUGUUUUCAGUGUUAAAAAAUAUUAUAUGGCUCUCACGGAAAUACAUUUUAAAAUAUUUGGCUUUCAUGGCUCUCUCAGCCAAAAAGGUUCCCGACCCCUAGCCUAGACACAUCAGUUUUUACCAUGAAUUGAUUAAACAAGUUCAAAAACGUAUUCGGGUGUUACCAUUUAGUGGUCAAUUGUACGGAAUAUGCACUGUACUGUGCAAUCUACUAGGGCUGCAACAAUUAAAAGAUUAAAUCGAUUAAAAUCGAUUAUAAAAAUAGUUGGCGAUUAAUUUAGUCAUCGAUUCGUUGGAUCUAUGCUAUGCGCAUGCGCAGAGGCAUUUUUUUUGUAUUUUUUUUAAUUUAUUUUUUAAUAAAACUUUAUAAACUGCAACAUGUACAAACAGCUGAGAAACAAUAAUCAAAAUAAGUAUGGUGCCAGUAUGCUGGGUUUUUUUCAAUAAAAUACUGGAAAGGAUAGAAAUGUUUGUCUCUUUUAUCCGAUUAUUAAUCGAUCAAUCGAAGUAAUAAUCGACAGAUUAAUCGAUUAUCAAAUUAAUCGUUAGUUGCAGCCCUACAAUCUACUAAUACAAGUUUCAAUCAAUCAAUCAAUCAAUAUUAAUAUCGGCCCAAUAUCAGGAAAAUUCUAAACUCUAAAAUCCCAGAUAUAAUCUCCAAUACUAGCAGCCUUGCGGAGUGUUAAUUUGGGCUAAGAUGGACAGCCAGUUAACAUCCAAAUGUCCUCCAAUAAGCACACAAAGGUUGGUCAGAAGGUAAACAUGGUAGGCCAUAGGCUACUAGCAGCUACACAACAGCUAAGCACGCAUGGGCUCACAAGCCCGACACGCGUUAUAAGUAGGGCUGCAACAACUAAUCGAUUAAAUCGAUUAAAAAAUAGUUGGCGAUUAAUUUAGUCAUCGAUUCGUUGGAUCUAUGCUAUGCGCAUGCGCAGAGGCAAUUAUUAUUAUUAUUUUUUUUUUAAUAAACCUUUAUUUAUAAACUGCAACAUGUACAAACAACUGAGAAACAAUAAUGAAAAUAAGUAUGGUGCCAGAAUGCUGUUUUUUUCAAUAAAAUACCGGAAAGGAUAGAAAUGUAGUUUGUCCCAUUUAUCCGAUUAUUAAUCGAUUAAUCGAAGUAAUAAUUGACAGAUUAAUCGAUUAUCAAAUUAAUCGUUAGUUGCAGCCCUAGUUAUAAGUUCCCUUGAUUGAACAAUAAGUCUAUAAACAACAUUUGUCAGUACAAACUAGGGUGGUACGGUAUACCGGUGUUAGUAUAGUACCGCGAUACUAAUGAAUCAUGUUCGGUACUAUACAGCUUCUAGAAUGGGAAUCAUGUUCGGUACUAUACCGCCUCUAGAAAGUACCGGCUUAAACUGCGUCAAAAGGGGCAUGAUAAUGGAUGACUUAUAAUGUGUCUAUAAUUGACAUUUUCAAGACAAGAUUUCACUAUGUCCGAUCACUGACCAUUAGGACGACCAACCUAACUUUAAACACACAACUCACAGGUGAAUGAACCGCAUACUUACUCAACAGCCAUACAUGUCACAGUAAGGGUAGCAGUAUGAACAACGCCAACAUUGUCAUAAAUAUGUGCCAUGUAGUGAAACCACACUAAACAACAAUGGCAAACACAUUUUGGAAGAAUAUUUGCACAGCAACACAACAUAAACACUACAGAACAAAUUCCCAGAAUUCCCUGCAGCACCAACUCUUCCGGGACACUACAAUAUAAACAAAAACGCCAUCCACUGUAAUGAUACCAGUACAGGAGCGCAUCUAGUUGAUACUACUAUGAUGAAUAUGAUAUUUUUUAGCAUCACAAAAUUUUCUUUCGAUAUUAUGUUUAUAAACUCAGGAAAUAUGUCCCUGGACACAUGAGGACUUUGAAUAUGACCAAUGUAUGAUCCUGUAACGACUUGGUAUCGGAUUGAUAUCCAAACGUGUGGUAUCAUCCAAAACUAAUGUAAAGUAUCCAAACAACAGAAGAAUAAGUGAUUAUUACAUUUAACAGAAGUGUAGAUAGAACAUGUUAAAAGAGAAAGUAAGCAGAUAUUAACAGUAAAUGAACAAGUAGAUUAAUAAUCCAUUUUCUACCAAUUGUCCUUAAUAAUGUUGACAAAAUAAUAGAAUGAUAAAUGACACAAUAUGUUACUGCAUACUGUAUGUCAGCAGACUAAAUUAGGAGGGUUUUUUUGUUCACUUACUACUAAAAGACAAGUUGUCUUGUAUGUUUACUAUUUUAUUUAAGGACAAACUUGCAAAAACAAACAUGUUUAAUGUACCCUAAGAUUUUUUGUUCAAAUAAAGCCCAAAAUAGUACAGAAAAAUCCCGAAAUACAUUUUGUUACCCGUACCAAAAUAUUGGUAUCGGGACAACACUAGUACAAACAAGUAUCAAAUAAUUAUAGUUGCAUAUUACUGACACAAGACUAUUUGUAUUAGAAAAUAUCCAUUCAACUUAAUUUACAUGAGAUUAAUACAUUAUUGUAGUACCGUGUAAUAUUUAUGUAUAAAUUAUGCUGAAAUUCAAUAUAGGUGGAAGAGUUUUAUCGGUACACCCCAACUGAUGAACAUACGUUUUCCUUUUCAAAAUCACUCUUGAUAACAGUAAUAUUUAGAAUAAAACACAGGGAAAAUAUAAUAUGUGUUGUUCCUCUGUUUUGCAUAAGAUUGUUUGAAUAAUAGUGCAAAAUAAGCCAACAAAAGCAAAAGUACUCAUUCAAAUCCUCAGGCUUUCUGCCCCCAAAGUUGUCCCAUGUAAAUGUGUAAACAAUUAACAUAUUUAAUACAAAUAUUAAUAGACAAAACCCAGAAAAUCAAUUCUGGUAUCAAGCCGAUACUAGUAGGACUCUUGGUAUCAAAUAUUCGGAUCCACCACGAGUAAAUACUGAAAAUGCCAGAACAGCAGGAAUCAAUUUGGGACAGAAUGUCAAACUCUGCACACUUAGGGACUAAAGUACACAGUCUAGAGUACACACUGGAGUAUACGAACGGAAGUAUUGGAUUGGAGGCACUUGGAGCUGUUAUAUUGUGUGAAAGUUAUCACGGUCUAUCUGACAAAUAUGUCACUUUAUUCAGCAGCUGAUUGUAAACUUGGAAAUGUUUUUCCUCUGGCAUGUUUUUAUUUUUUUUAAAUCCACUUUCUGACCAAAUACAGUCUUUGCCCUCUUGAAGUUAAAUUACAAUAUUACCUUUGUGAAUAAUAUUUCAUUUAAUUUAAGGCAUUGCGAGAUGUUCGUUUGUGUUUAUUCUAUUUUGGCGGAAGGUUUUUAAUGAUUUUUCUCAAUUUCUACUCGUUUUGACUUUUGAAUUCACACGACUCAAAGGCUCCUUGAAUGUCACUGACCUUUUCUUUUCUUCUUUUUGUGUGCGUUUGCAGUCUUCUACUGUGCACUGCUACUGUAUGAAUCAUGCACAGCCUCGUGGUUAGCAAGUUGGCCUCACAGUCAGGCAUAGGGUUGCCAACUCCCUGAAAUAUUAAUAAGGGGGAUUGUCUUCACCUCUACCGUCUUGGUGAAGUUAUUUAAGUUGUUUUCCUUUUUUUUCCAUUAUUAUUUUUACGAAAACAAUUUACAGCGCCUUGCAAAAGUAAUCAAACCCCCUUGAACUUAUAUUUUGUCAUAUUACAACCACAAACAAAAAUAUAUUUUAUUGGAAUUUUAUGUGAAAGACCAACACAAAGUGGUAUACAAUGCUGAA